AUGCCUACUUCAACUUGUGUUAGUUGGAAUACGCCUAUGCGGCAAAUACUAUGCUGUCUUCAUCGUUUCUUCGACCUUACUAAGGACGAUAUGGUCACUCUUCUCUCAGAAAUAUUCGGUGACCAUCUGGAGCACAAUCUAACAAAGGCCGCCAUGUGCACCCAAUGGUCAUGGAUGAGAGCGAGUAUUCACGGGGUGUGGUGGCACGUCUGCAUUGAAGAGGACUUUGAAAAAGACGGGAUAUGGGCAGCCCACAUUGAGGUCAUCCGCAAAUCAGCACAACGACUGGCUAUUGAAGCUACCGAAAGGAAACGUGAUAAUAUGUCCUAUCCCCCAGCCACGGAUCAAGUAGGCACUCCCAAAUUCGCGGAAGAAUUCCUAGAAUCUGUGCUUUGGGUUAGUGGCCUUCCAGGCCUUUUCGAGAUCAUGCCUUUGGAACCCCACGGCAGCUCCUCGGGCACCCAGUCACCUACUUCGAGCCAUGAUAUGGCAUCUCCGUCUACUUCGGCCUUACAUCUACCUGUCAAAUACCGAUCCGAAUCUCUUGUUACAGGUCAUCAAAAAGUGUGUCUCUGGUGCUCUAUCGAGGGUCAUUUACAUGACUGGCAAGAGGACACCACUGAUACCACCGAUCAGCUUGUUCCCACAGACGACUCUAUGCUUGUUGAUGAAAAUAACCCAGGAGGGGCUCCCAGACCCGCCGAUCAAGUGAUUCUACAGUCGAUUGAGUCCAACGACGAGAUGAUCGUUGAAGAAGAUGGCUUUGGAUCACCACAGGAUCCUUGCUUAUCUACAAGCCUAGCCUCUUUACCCAUCGUUGAUGAAGAAGACCAUGGACAUGCUGCUGAUAUCGAGAUAGCUACCCGCGAUGGCUUGGAAACCCAUGUUGAACCCUUGGCCCCGGUUGCUUCCUUGCCUAGAAAGAUACUACCAAGGGUUCUUUUUAGGUGGUCAAACGCUAAGUCCCAAGGGACAAACUUAAAGAACGAACUGCGCGCCGGGAUGUUCAUGCAGCUUGAGCCAUUCAGCCAUACAGCUAUCUCUGAAGAAAGUUUUUUAGAGCAUUUCAAGACCCACGUUUCGAAAGUGAAGAAGGCGACCCCCUUCAUCUCGUUUUCUCGGCACUUGCUCGUGCCUAUCCAUCGGUGUCUUCGAAAGGGGAAAGCCGCCAAAUUUUCAAUUAUUGAUACUUCUAAACUCGACACCUUGGUUUUCGAGGCGCAUGACCUUGUUGAUAUUACGGGUACCAGGACAGCACGUUGGUCUGGCCGGGGCGAAUAUCUGGUAUGGGGUUGUGUGCCGAAACAAGCUAUUGCGUGCACGAUUCAGUUGGCUCGUCUCGAAAAGAUCGCGAGGGGGCAUGACGAUAUCAGUGACUUUCUCCAACUCGACACUAUCCGCGGUACAAAGCGCUGUGAUGAACGCCUGUAUAGCAAGCUUGCCGAGGGACAGGUUGCCAAGAACCACAGUACCACCGUUGACAGACUCAUGAUGCUUCUCGAUAUGCCUCGUGAGAUCAGAGACGAAGUGAAGUCUCUGAUCAUCGAGCAGUGGGCAAAAUGGCGUUGGAAACACUCCGAGAAGCACGAAAUAAACCGUACAUAUGACUUUGUGCCAUUCAAUCAGGUUGAUAUCAGCUCUUCUGAUGGGGAAGUUGUUGAUCAUAUUAUGCCGGAAUCAUCCACACAGCAGAGUCAUAAAUCUCCCUCUUACUGCCCGUCAAGGACUGAUUUGACCAGUUCUGAAAGCAGCGAGGAAGAAGAUGGAGGAGGAGGAGAAGUUGAUGAUGAAAUGGCCUCACGGGAGGGUUCCAAUCGACGACGCGAUACACCCAGCGAAGGAUACUCGGUCCACGACUCGAGUAACGAUGAACUUGAUGUGUUACCCAGUGAAUGGGAGAGCCUUCUUUCUUCCGAGUCGCUGGAGGCACUCGAGAGAAUCAGACUGAGGAAUGAAGUGAUGCAUCAACAACAGGGGGAGAAGGAUGGUAUGGUCAGAAAUGUAAUGCAUGGGAGGGGCUGCUAA
Messenger RNA from Penicillium chermesinum, 2025 nucleotides. RefSeq lists its product as uncharacterized. The transcript has 2 exons. Bases 1 to 2025 code for a protein of 674 amino acids. The record is from RefSeq and is a predicted model, not a curated record. Lineage: Eukaryota; Fungi; Ascomycota; Eurotiomycetes; Eurotiales; Aspergillaceae.